GUGUAAAGGCAGAGAGGAAAGGCGAGGGGUGUUGACGCCAGGAAGGUUCCAUCUUGGUUAAGGGCAGGAGUCCCUUACGGACUUGUCUGAGGAAAGACAGGAAAGCGCCAGCAUCUCCACCUUCCCCGGAAGCCUCCCUUUGCCAGGCAGAAAGGGUUUCCCAUGGGGCCGCCCCUGGCGCCGCGCCCGGCCCACGUACCCGGGGAGGCCGGGCCCCGGAGGACGAGGGAAAGCAGGCCGGGCGCCGUGAGCUUCGCGGACGUGGCCGUGUACUUCUCUCCCGAAGAGUGGGAAUGCCUGCGGCCAGCGCAGAGGGCCCUGUACCGGGACGUGAUGCGGGAGACCUUCGGCCACCUGGGCGCGCUGGGAUUUUCAGGUCCCAAACCCGCUUUUAUCUCGUGGGUGGAAGGAGAAGUGGAGGCGUGGAGCCCGGAGUCCCAGGAUCCCGACGGUGAGAGCUCUGCAGCUUUCAGCAGGGGCCAAGGACAGGAAGCAGGAUCCAGGGAUGGGAAUGAGGAGAAGGAAAGGCUGAAGAAGUGUCCAAAACAAAAAGAGGUGGCGCAUGAAGUGGCUGUCAAGGAGUGGUGGCCCAGCGUCGCCUGCCCAGAGUUCUGCAACCCUAGGCAGAGCCCCAUGAAUCCCUGGCUCAAGGACACUCUGACCCGAAGACUGCCCCACUCUUGCCCAGACUGUGGCCGCAACUUCAGCUACCCUUCCCUCCUGGCCAGCCACCAGCGGGUCCACUCCGGGGAGCGGCCCUUCUCCUGCGGCCAGUGUCAGGCGCGUUUCUCCCAGCGCAGGUACCUGCUCCAGCAUCAGUUCAUCCACACCGGCGAGAAGCCCUACCCCUGCCCCGACUGCGGACGCCGCUUCCGCCAGAGGGGUUCCCUGGCUAUCCACAGGCGGGCUCACACCGGGGAGAAGCCUUACGUGUGCUCAGACUGCAAGAGUCGCUUCACUUACCCCUACCUGCUGGCCAUCCACCAGCGCAAGCACACGGGCGAGAAGCCCUACAGCUGCCCCGAUUGCAGCCUCCGUUUCGCCUACACCUCCUUGCUGGCCAUCCACAGGCGCACACACACCGGCGAGAAGCCCUACCCCUGUCCUGACUGCGGCCGCCGCUUCACCUAUUCUUCCCUCCUCCUCAGUCACCGGCGCAUUCACUCCGACAGCCGGCCCUUCCCCUGCGUGGAGUGUGGGAAAGGCUUCAAGCGCAAGACCGCCCUGGAAGCCCAUCGGUGGAUCCACCGCUCCUGCAGCGAGAGGCGCGCGUGGCAGCAGGCCGUGGUGGGGCGUUCAGAGCCCAUCCCUGUUUUGGGAGGCAAGGAUCCCCCAGUUCACUUCCGGCACUUUCCAGAUAUAUUUCAAGAGUGUGGGUGAUGGCGUUCACACAAACUGGUCAGCGUUUCCCUGGAGAGGGAGAGGCAAGGUUUGUGUAUUUGGGGGAUAAGGAAAGGAAGUGGGCGUUUGAGGAAAACAAAGUUCUGCCUUAGGAAAAAAGCAGAGGUAGGGGCACAGAGGGCUGUGGGGAGGAGGCAGGAAUCUGAAAAGGUGCCUGGGGGUUGACCCCAUUUUCUGAAGCUCCAGCACACAGGGCCCCGUGUUCACGUCCCAUCCUUCACUGAAAACCAUUCACCUAACUGGCUUUUCCUUCAUGAUUGUUCUCUACCUUGUAGCUCUCUACUUUUUGGCCUGUAUCUCUCCUACUCCUCUGAGAUGGGGUCCCCUACAUUCCAGUGCCUAUUAAAGGAGCCUGCACCCACUCUGGACCCCCCAGAAUAGAGGGGAUACCUCAGGCCUGUCCCUCGGCUGGUGGGGGGGAGCUCAUCCCAGGAUUCUUUUUUUUUUUUUUUUUUUUGAGAUGGAGUCAUGCUCUGUCGCCCAGGCUGGAGUGCAGUGGCGUGAUCUCGGCUCACUGCAAUCUCUGCCUCCUGGGUUCAAGCCAUUCUCUGCCUCAGCCUUCCCAUUAGCUGGGAUUACAGGCAUGCGCUACCAGGCCCAGCUAAUUUUUGUGCUGUUAGUAGAGACGGGGUUCCACCAUGUUGGCCAGGCUGGUCUUGAAUUCCUGACCUCGUGAUCCACCCGCCUCGGCGUCUCAAAGUGCUGGGAUUACAAGCGUGAGCCACCGACCCCUGCCGAGGAUUCUGCCUUUUACCAAUGCAGGUGAAACAUCUGGCAAGGAGACACCUGGAGUGUAGGUGUUCCUUGGUCUUGAAAACCUAGAGGUGGCCAUAGAGAGGACAGUGGCCUCAGGUGGGGAACUCCCCCGCCCCACUCUCAUUAUGCAAGUGCACAAACUAUCAAACAUAGUGGACUCUGGAACUGGGCCAACUCUUCACUGUAUGCAUUAGUGAUUGCAGUGUUUUUUUCUUCUUCAGAUAUUUGCAUGUUCCCUGGAUUUUGUAUUUUUUGAUAAAGAUAUAUUCUUGGGCCACAGUAGCUGGAGAUAUAAUGCCGGAGGAUUCUUUUUUUUUUUUUUUUUUUUUUUUGAGACAGAGUCUCUCUCUAUCGCCUGGGCUGGAGUGCAGUGGCCCAAGCUACGCUCACUGCAAACUCCACCUCCUGGGUUCACACCAUUCUCCUGCUUCAGUCUCCCGAGUAGCUGGAAUUACAAGCACCCGCCACCACGCCCAACUAAUAUUUUGUAUUUUUAGUAGAGACGAGGGUUUCACCGUGUUAGCCAGGAUGGUCUCGAUCUCCUGACUUCGUGAUCCUCCCGCCUCGGCCUCCCAAAGUGCUGGGAUUACAGGCGUGAGCCGCUGCACCCAGCCUCUUUUUUUUUUUGAGAUGGAGUUUCACUCUUGUUGCCCAGGCUAGAGUGCAAUGGCAUGAUCUUGGCUCGCUGCAACCUCCGCCUCCUAGGUUCAAGCGAUUCUCCUGCCCCAGCCUCUUGAGUAGCUGGGAUUACAGGCACCCACCACCAUGCCUGGCUAAUUGUAUUUUUACUAGAGACAGGUUUCACCAUGUUGGCCAGGCUGGUCUCCAAUUCCUGACCUCAGGUGAUCCACCCGACUUGGCCUCCCAAAGUUCUGGGAUUACAUUUUUUUUUUUAAAGAAAGAAUAAAUUAAUUGUGAUUAAAGUUGAAAUCAAGGCAUAGUCUUUCCAGUCUAAUUUUUACUGUAAUGCUUGUAUGUCAACAGUUAUGAAGGCUGGGCGCGGUGGCUCACGCCUGUAAUCCUAGCAGUUUGGGAGGCUGAGGAGGGUGGAUCACUUAAGGUCAAGAGUUCAAGACCAGCCUGGCCAAUAUGGUGAAACCCCAUCUCUACUAAAAAUACCAAAAAAAAACAAAAACAAAAAAAACAAAAAAAACGGCCAGGCACGGUGGCUCACACCUGUAAUCCCAGCACUUUGGGAAGCCGAGGCGGGCAGAUCACAAGGUCAGAAGAUCGAGACCAUCCUGGCUAACAUGGUGAAACCCCGUCUGUACUAAAAAUACAAAAAAAUUAGCCAGGAGUGGUGGCAGGCGCCUGUAGUCCCAGCUACUUGGGAGGCUGAGGCAGGAGAACCGUGUGAACCCGGGAGGCAGAGCUUGUGGUGAGCUGAGAUCGUGCCACUGCACUCCAGCCUGGGCGACAGAGCGAGACUCUGUCUCAAAAAAAAAAAAAAAAAAAAAUUAGCCAAGCCUGGUGGCGUGCACCUGUAAUCCCAGCUUCUUGGGAGGCUGAGGCAGAAGAAUGGCUUGAACCCAGGAGGUGGAGUUUGCAGUGAGCCAACAUAGCGCCACUGCACUCCAGCCUGGGCGACAGAGCGAGACUCCAGUCUCAAAAAACAAAACAAAACAAAAAACAACAGUUAAGAGAGUUCUUUCUGGCCCAUUUAGAUCUGCUAGCCCUACUUUUGAAGAGCAAACUUUUGAAGGAAUGAACAAAAGAGGUAGGUGGGACUAAGCAUUUCUGCAUUCCAGGACUGGUGGUCAGUGACUCAAAUAUCUCUUUGAAAAGACUGCUUCUUUGAAUCCUUGGGUUCCAAGAUAAUUAUUAAUGGGAACUGGUGCCGGGCGCGGUGGCUCACACCUGUGAUCCCAGCACUUUGGGAGGCUGAGGCUGGUUAAUCACUUGAGGUCAGGAGUUUGAGACCAGCUGGGCAAUAUAGUGAAACCCCAUCUAUACCAAAAAAUUAGCCAGGCGUGGUGGCACAUGCCUGUAGUCCCAGCUACUCAGGAGGCUGAGGCAAGAGGAUCACUUGAGCCUGGGAGACAGAGGUUGCAGUAAGCCGAGAUGGCUCCAUUGCACUCCAGCCUGGGCUACAAAGCAGGACUCUGUCUCAAAACAAAAACAGAUUCAAAAACUGGUAACUGGGUGUUAUCUUUACUUCACCACAUAGCCUCUCCUGAAUUGAUGGACCUGGAUUCCUAGCUUGGCUCAGUCCCCACUGGCUGUGUGGCCUUUAGCAUCACCUAGAUUCUACAAAUAACAUUUUUCUCUAUUUGUUUUACACAUGUCAAUCUGCCUAUCCAUCCCUCUAUCCAUUCAUUUAUCCAUUUUAUUAAUGUAUUUCAAAGUAAGUUGCAGACAUCAUUACAUUUCACUUCUAAACACUUCAGCAUACAGCUGAGUUUUAUGCAAGAAACUUCAGCUCUCAGCUGGGUACAGUGGCUCACAACUGUAAUCCCAGCACUUUGGGAGGCUAAGGCAGGAGGAUUGCAUGAGCUUGGGAGUUUGAGACGAGCCUGGAAAACAGCAAGACCUCAUUUCUACUAAAAAUUUUAAAAAUUAGCCGAGCAUGGUGGGGGAGGGUGAAGAAGGAGGAUAGCUUGAGCCCAGGAGUUUGAGGCUAUAGUGAGCUAUGAUGGCGCCACUUCAGUCUGAGUAACAGCAAGACACUAUUAAAAAAAAAAAAAAAAGCCAGGCGCAGUGGCUCACACCUGUAAUCCCAGCACUUUGGUAGGCCAAGGUGGGCAGAUCACCUGAGGUCAGGAGUUCGAGACCAGCCUGACGAACAUGGAGAAACCCUGUCUCUACUAAAAAAAAAAAAGAAAUACAAAAUUAGCCAGGCAUGGUGGCACAUGCCUGUAAUCACAGCUACUCGGGAGGCUGAGGCAGGAGAAUCGUUUGACCCCGGGAGGCGGAGGUUGCAGUGAGCCAAGAUCGUGCCAUUGCACUCCAGCCUGGGCAACAAGAGCGGAACUCUGUUUCAAAAAAGAAAGAAAGAAAUUCAGCUCCCACUUAAAGUUCAGUUGUACUCUGUUAUUGACAAGUAAAGUCGAUUGAAGCCCAGUCAUCUCCUGUAUGUUUUGUGACUUCUCAUAAUUAUCUGAUCAAGAGUCUUGAAGAAACAUUUACAAUUUGAUGGGCAAUAAAAUAAUUUGAAAGCAAGAGCAUUUUGUUCUUGUUAUUUCUUGAGACAGGGUCUCACCAUAGCCUAGGCUGGAAUGCAGUGGCACAGUCACGGCUCACUGCAGCCUCGACCUCCUGGGCUCAGGUGUUUCUCGUUCUCAUCUCAGCCUCUUGAGUAACUGGGACUACAGGCAUAUGCCACUAUGCCCAGCUAAUUUUUGUAUUUUUUGUACAGAUGGGGUUUUGCCCAGGCUGGUCUUGAACUCAUGGGCUCAAGUGAUCUGUCUAUCUAAGCCUCCCAAAGUGGUAGGAUUACAGGUGUUAGCCACUGUGCCCGGCCAAUUUUUGUAUUUUUAUAAUGAGUGGCAGGAAAAACAACUCAUCAGCUACACGGAACAGUUUUAGUCUUACUUGAAAGUUUGUUUCAGGCCUGGCGCUAUGGCUCAUACCUGUAAUCCCAGCACUUUGGGAGGCCGAGGACGGUGGAUCACUUGAAGCCAGGAGUUUGAGACCAGCCUGGCCAACAUGGCAAAACCCCAUCUCUACUAAAAAUACAAAAAUUAGCAGGUUGUGCUGUUUUCAGCUACUUGGGAGGCUGAGGCAUGAGAAUUGCUUGAACUCGGGAGGCAGAGGUUGCAGUGAGCCGAGAUCGUACCACUGCACUCCAGCCUUGGCCACAGAGUGAGACUCUGUCUUAAAAAAAAAAAAAAAAAACACAGGCCGGGUACAGUGUGCAGUGGCUCAUGUCUGUAAUUCCAGCACUUUGGGAGGCCAAGGCAGGCGGAUCACGAGGUCAGGAGAUCAAGAGCAUCCUGGCCAACAUGGUGAAACCCUGUCUCUGCUAAAAAUACAAAAACUAGCUGGGUGUGGUGGUGCGUGCCUGUAAUCCCAGCUACUCAGGAGGCUGAGGCAAGAGAAUCGCUUGAACCAGGGAGUUGGAGGUUGCAGUGAGCCAAGAUCACGCUACUGCACUCCAGUCUGGCGAUAGAGCGAGACUCCAUCUAAAAAAAAAAAAAAAAGUUUCUUUCAGUCUGUUUAGUUAAUAUUUUUAUUGUUCAGCUUCAUCUUCUUAAGUCUUCUGCAUACUUAGUUCAAAGAGAAGUGAUUUACAACAUAGGAUCUGAACAAACAAAAGUAUUUUUGGUUCAAGUUGCUACUCUGUUUAAAAAGAUAAUCCAAAUAGCCACUCACCUGUAGUCUUAGCUACUCAGGAGGUGGAAGUGGGAGCAUAGAUCACUUGAGCCCAAGAGUUCCAGGCUGCAGUGAGCUUUGAUCUUGCCACUGCACCCCAACCUGGGUGACAGAGUGAGACUCUGUUUCAAAAUGACAAUAAUAGGCUGGGCAUGGUGGCUCACACCUGUAAUCCUAGCACUUUGGGAGGCUGAGGUGGGAGGAUCACUUGAGCCCAGGAGUUCCAGACCAGCCUGGGCAUCAUGGAGAGACCCUAUCUCUACAAAAACGAAAAUUAGCCAGGCAUGGUGUUGCACACUUCUAGUUCCAACGACUUGAAGGCUGAGGUGGGAGGAUCACCUGAACCCAGGGAGGUUGAGGCUGCAGUGAGCUGUGAUCAUACCACUGCACUCCAGCCUGUGUGACAGAGUGAGAACCUGUCUCAAUAAUAAUGAUAAUUAAUAAUAAUAAUCAUAAUAGAAGGAGAAUCAAAAUAAAACAUGCAAAUGGUCAACAGGUACAUGAAAAAAUGCUCAACACCACUAAUCAUCAGGGAAAUGCAAAUCAGAACUACAAUGAAGCCGGCCUGGUGGCUCACGCCUAUAAUCCCAGCAGUUUAGGAGGCCGAGGUGGGCGGAUCACCUGAGGUCAGGAGUUUGAGACCAGCCUUCCCAACAUGGCGAAACUCCAUCUCUACUAAAAAUACAAAAAUUAGCUGGGUGGCUGGGCGCGGUGGCUCACGCCUGUAAUCCCAGCACUUUGGGAGGCCGAGGUGGGUGGAUCAUGAGAUCAGGAGAUCGAGAUCAUCCUGGCUAACACGGUGAAACCCCAUCUCUACUAAAAAUACAAAAAAUUAGCUGGCGUGGUGGCGGGCACCUGUAGUGCCAGCUGCUCCGGAGGCUGAGGCGGGAGAAUGGCGUUAGCCCGGGAAGCGGAGCUUGCAGUGAGCCAAGAUCGCGCCACUGCACUCCAGCCUGGGCAACAGAGCGAGACUCCGUCUCAAACAAACAAACAAACAAAUUAGCUGGGCAUGGUGGUGCACGUAUGUAAUCCCAGCUACUCAGGACGCUGAGGCAGGAGAAUCGUUUGAACCCAGGAGGGGGAGGUGGCAGUGAGCUGAGGUUGCGCCACUGCACUCCAGCCUAGGCUGCAGAGCGAGACUCUGACUCAAAAACAAAAAAGCACACAAUGAGAUAUUAUUGUACCUUAGUUAGAAUGGCUGUUAUUAAGAAGACAAAACAUGACAGGUAUUGGCAAGGAUGCUAAGAGAAGGCAACUCUUGACUGGGCGCAGUGGCUCACGCCUGUAAUCCCAGCAUUUUGGGAGGCUGAGGUGGGUGGAUCACCUGAGGUCGGGAGUUCAAGAUCAGCCUGACCAACAUGGAGAAACCUCUUCUCUACUAAAAAUGCAAAAUUAGCCAGGAGUGGUGGCACGCGCCUGUAAUCCCAGCUACUCGGGAGGCUGAGGCAGGAGAAUCGCUUGAACCCUGGUGGCGGAGGUUGCGGUGAGCCAAGAUUGUGCCAUUGCACUCCAGCCUGGGCAACAAGAGUGAAACUCCUUCUCCAAAAAAAAAGAAAAAAAAAGAGAAGGGAACUCCUACACACUGUUGGUGGGAACGUAAGUUAGUGCAGCCACUAUUGAAAACAAUAUGGAGAUGUCUGAACAAAACAAAAACAGAACUACCAUGUGGGCUGGGCAUGGUGACUCACACCUGUAAUCCCAGCACUUUGGGAGGCCAAGGCUGGUUGAUCACCAGAGGUCAGAAGUUCACAAUAGCCUAGCCAACACGGCAAAACCCCUUCUCUCCUAAAAAUACAAAAUUUAGCUGGGUGUGAUGGAGGGUGCCUGUAAUCCCAGCUACUUGUGAGGCUGAGGCAGGAAAAUCACUUGAACCUGGGAGGCAGAAGCUGCAAUGAGCCGAGACCAGGGCAUUGCACUCCAACCUAGACAACAAAAGCAAAACUCCGUCUCAAAAAAAAAAAAAAAAAAGAA
This is a messenger RNA of Gorilla gorilla gorilla (western lowland gorilla), 8439 nucleotides long. RefSeq names its product zinc finger protein 785 (gene ZNF785). Bases 163 to 1380 code for a protein of 405 amino acids. Gene Ontology annotation, molecular function: RNA polymerase II cis-regulatory region sequence-specific DNA binding; DNA-binding transcription factor activity, RNA polymerase II-specific. Gene Ontology annotation, cellular component: nucleus. The transcript has 3 exons. NCBI's taxonomy places the organism in Eukaryota, Metazoa, Chordata, Mammalia, Primates, Hominidae. The record is from RefSeq and is a predicted model, not a curated record. Gene Ontology annotation, biological process: embryo development; regulation of transcription by RNA polymerase II.